This is a messenger RNA of Salmo salar (Atlantic salmon), 519 nucleotides long. The record is from RefSeq and is a predicted model, not a curated record. NCBI's taxonomy places the organism in Eukaryota, Metazoa, Chordata, Actinopteri, Salmoniformes, Salmonidae.
UUAACUUUUCCCAUAACCAGAUGUCAGUGAUGACACAUUUGUCUGCCUAUUCGUCUUUGAGUAAACUGAAUCUGGACUACAACUGUUUCAGUGAGAUCGGUGGUCUGCUGCAUUGUGCCAGCCUCACACACCUCAGCCUGGCACACAACAAGAUCUCCUGUAUCAGUGGCCUGGACAAGCUGCCAAUCAAAGACCUCUGUCUGAGGGGGAAUCAGAUUGAGAAGAUAGAGAAUGUGGAGACUCUGAGAACCCUGCAGGUCCUGGAUCUGUCUCUGAACCGGAUCACCAGUCUGUCAGGCCUGCAGAAUCUCCAUCUGCUGGGCUCCAUCAACCUGGAGAGUAACCUGAUCAGUGAAAUCAAGGAGGCCACACACAUCCAUGACCUGUGCCUGCUCCGGGAGCUGAAUCUGCAGAGAAACCCAGUCCAGGAGCAACUGGACUAUAGACUGGCAGUGAUCUUCCUCCUUCAACACCUGACUGGCCUGGACCAGGAGAAAGUGACAGUAGAGGAGAAGGCAG